AUGAGACACCUUCUUCUCCAAUAUCUCAAAGAGUAUGAGGCUCAAGUUUUUACUCCAAUUCAGAAACAGCAGACGGUAACAGAGGAAACGUAUGAGGCUACACAGCCAUUGACUGAGAUCAUUUCAGCAAACAAUAAAAAGGAGGAUACACAUGCUGUGCAUUACAGACCUUCCUCUCCAUUGUCUUCACUAAUUGCACUAGUUAUUGAAGAAAAUAAGAAUGCUUUGAGUGAGACAGAAACUGCGACCCAAUAUUUUUCUACAAGUGAAGGAGAGCAUCACAAUCAGAAGCAGAAAGAAUCAAGCGGAAGAAUAUCUCAAGGAUACUACAGAACCUACUACUGA
Messenger RNA from Brassica napus (rape), 345 nucleotides. RefSeq lists its product as uncharacterized. The transcript has 4 exons. The coding region runs from base 1 to 345 and encodes 114 amino acids. Lineage: Eukaryota; Viridiplantae; Streptophyta; Magnoliopsida; Brassicales; Brassicaceae. The record is from RefSeq and is a predicted model, not a curated record.